AUGGCUUCCUCAAUUAUUCCGAGUGAGCCACCUACCCGCAUUCGGUUACUGACCCUAAAUUGCUGGGGUCUCAAGUACCUUGCCACCUACCGCCAUGAACGUCUUUCAGAGAUCGGUCGACAGCUGGCUCAAGCCAGUCCGCCCCCCGAGAUAGUCGGACUGCAGGAAUGCUGGACACAACAAGACUACGAGAGCAUCCGAGACCAAACCCGGCACAUCCUACCAUAUGGAAAGUUCUAUUUCGGAGGCAUAUUCGGAGCGGGCUUGGCGAUUCUGUCCAAGUGGCCAAUUGAGGAGAGCAGCAUGUACGCAUACCCGCUCAACGGACGGCCAACAGCCUUCUUUCGUGGCGAUUGGUUUGUGGGUAAAGGUGUGGCUUGUGCCAGGGUGCGCUUUGGACCAGGUGCAGCCGACGUCGCUGAGGUAUUCUGCACGCAUCUGCACGCCCCCUAUGAGCGAGAACCCAAUGACUCGUACCUGUGUCAUCGCACGGCGCAAGCAUGGGAGACCUCCAAGCUCAUGCGUGGUGCUGCAGAGCGAGGGCACCUGGUAAUCGGACUGGGCGACUUUAACAUGCUGCCUUCUUCCUUCGCCCACCGGUUGAUUAGCGCCCAGAGCCCCGUCCGUGACGUUUGGCGCGAACUGCACCCCGACUCGUCCCUCGGCGCAGCAAUCAAUCCUGUUGAGCAAGCUCGAAAACGACCAAUUCCAUCUGCGGAGUUCAAUCUGCUUGAGAAUGGUGCUACAUGUGACGGGGCUUUCAAUACCUGGCGCUGGUCCAAAGCUCUACAGAAGCGACUUGACAAGGGCGAAGAGAUCACCAUUGACAAGGAUGAAGCCGACCCACGCGCAAAGCGUCUAGACUACAUCUUUGUUGGCGAUGGAGGAUAUGCCCCCGAGUUCCCUGCCCCUCGCUGGUCCGUUGAAUCGGCGAAGGUCAGCAUGACUGAACGCCACCCCACCCUCCGCUGCUCUCUAAGUGACCAUUUUGCCGUCGAGGCGGUCAUUACUCGAUCUUCCGAUGUUGCUUCUAUCAAAUCAAAAGCUCAAACUCAAGCCCAAGUAGACCUACCUCACUCGCCGAGCACUCCUUCUCUCCACACAACAACCUCCAAACAAGUCUCCCCCAAUGCCGCCCUCUCCCCAGAUACCUAUGACCACAUCAUCGAUAUGAUCCACACUUAUGUGCAGCGAGAACGGUCACAGCGCCGCUGGCGUCUCGCGCAUUUCAUUCUUUCGAUUGUGGUCUCUAUUGGUUGCAUGGUCGGCGUAUGGUGGGUGGGUAAUCGCACCUAUAUCGGCUUCAUCCUAAUCCUGGUCAGCACAUUGAACUUUGGAGCUGGUAUUCUGGAUGGCCUAAUUGGUGGACUUUUUGUCUCAAGCGAGCUUCGUGCUCUGAAAGAAUUCGAGUGGGAGGUCCAGACGGCAAAGGAUUUGGUGUUGGCUGCCGAGGGACGGAACAAAAUAUGA
Molecule: messenger RNA, 1470 nt
Organism: Penicillium pulvis
Lineage: Eukaryota; Fungi; Ascomycota; Eurotiomycetes; Eurotiales; Aspergillaceae
Product: inositol phosphosphingolipid phospholipase
Exons: 1
Coding region: 1-1470 (489 amino acids)
Cellular component (GO): cytoplasm
Molecular function (GO): sphingomyelin phosphodiesterase activity
Source: RefSeq, a predicted model, not a curated record